This is a messenger RNA of Harpia harpyja (harpy eagle), 2179 nucleotides long. RefSeq names its product myotubularin-related protein 9-like. Gene Ontology annotation, biological process: negative regulation of autophagy. The transcript has 13 exons. The record is from RefSeq and is a predicted model, not a curated record. The coding region runs from base 260 to 1984 and encodes 574 amino acids. NCBI's taxonomy places the organism in Eukaryota, Metazoa, Chordata, Aves, Accipitriformes, Accipitridae.
CCUUAAACCCGACAUCCGCCGGGCGCGGAGCCCUGCGCCGAGCUGCCGUCCCCGCCGUGCCGGUAAAGCUGUGCGGGGCAUCGGCCGCCUCCAGGCUUGCACCCCGAGGUCCCCUGCUUGCACCCCAAGGUCCCCCGCUUGCACCCAGAGGUCCCCGCCUGCCGCUGAACCCGAGCAGCCCGGAGGCAGCCGCUGGCCGCAGGUCCCUGUCCCUGGCAGAGGCAGGCUACGCCGAGGCUCGGCGGCUGCCGGCACCGCCAUGGAGUUCGCCGAGCUGAUCAAGACGGCGACAGUGGAGAGCGUGCUGCUGUCGUGCGCGGGGCUACCGGCGGUGAAGGGCACCCUGUGCAUCACCAGCCACCACCUACUCCUCUCCUCCUGCCCCGGGGGGGACAGCCAGCCCGGUACCGUGGAGCUCUGGCUGCUCAUCCGCAACGUGGACGCCGUGGAGAAGAGAGUGCAGAAUUUAGGCUGGUACCAGCCUCCCCGGACUAACGGCUCCCCACGAGACACCAGGCUCGCCGGCUCCUCCGGCACCAUCACGCUCCGGUGCAAAGACCUGAAGGUGCUGCAGCUGGAGAUCCCGGGCAUGGAGGAGUGUCUCAACAUCGCCAGCUCCAUCGAGGCCCUCUCCUCGGUGGACUCCGUGAUGAUGAUGUACCCGUUCUUCUACAGACCCCAGAGCCUGAAGCUCGAGGAAGGAUGGAACCUUUUCCCCCUCGAGCGGUACUUCCAACAGAUCGCCUCGCAGACGAGCCAGUGGCGGCUGAGCGACGUGAACCGGGAUUUCACCACCUGCCCCACGUACCCUCCCGCCGUCAUCGUGCCGGCGGCGGUGGACGAUGAUGCCUUGCAGAAGGCUGCUCGUUUUCGGCAGGGUGGGCGAUUCCCCGUCCUCAGCUAUUACCACCCCAAGAAUGGCACCGUGAUGCUCCGCAGCAGCCAGCCGCUGACGGGCCCCAAUCGAAAGCGCUGCCGUGAGGACGAGAUGCUGCUGGGGACGGUCCUGGAUGAGGGGGAACGGGGCUUCAUCAUCGACACGCGGUCAGCCCAGGCGGCGAAGCAGGCUCGGAUGACGGGGGGGGGCACGGAACCCAAGUCCUCCUACCCGCGGUGGAGGAGGCUGCACCGGCCCCUGGAGAGAGGCCGCCCGCUGCAGGAGAGCUUUAUUAAGCUGGUGGAAGCCUGCAACGACACUUCGAUCAACAUGGACCGGUGGCUGAGCCGGCUGGAGAGCUGCCGCUGGCUGAGCCACGUCAAGGCGGCCCUGAGCACAGCCUGCCUGGCCGCACAGUGCAUGGACAGGGAGGAGGCCAGUGUGCUGGUGCACGGGGCGGAGGGAACGGACACCACGCUGCUGGUGACGGCGCUGGCCCAGGUGAUCCUGGACCCGUCCUGCCGCACGCUGGUGGGCUUCCAGGGGCUGCUGGAGCGGGAGUGGAUCGAGGCCGGCCAUCCCUUCCACCUCCGCUGCGCCCGCUCUGCCUACUCCCAUGCCCGGCUGAAGCAGGAGGCACCGCUUUUUCUCCUCUUUCUUGACUGCGUGUGGCAGCUGAGCCGCCAGUUCCCCUUCUCCCUGGAGUUUGGGGAGCACCUCCUCCUCACCCUCUUCGACAACGCCUAUGCUUCUGACUACGGCACCUUCCUCUGCAACAACGAGAAAGAGAGGUGCCUGUGUAAAGUGAAGGAGACCACGCACUCCCUCUGGGCUUGGCUGAACCAGCCUGGAGAGAAGAAGAAGUACCUGAACCCUCUCUACUCGCACAACGCCCUGGUCAUCUGGCCCUCCGUCGAGCCCCAGAGCAUCCAGCUCUGGCAGGGUUUAUUCUUCCGAUGGAUCCGUUCAUCCCAGUACCUGGACGAGGCCUGGGCAGAGAUCGAGCGGUUAGUAGAGGGCAACAAACCCCCUGUCAAGGAGAGUGCAGGGAACAGGCUGAGCCGGUCCCUCUCCGAUCCCGCUGCCCAGACAGAGAACGAAAGAUGAACAGCAGCACGGGCAGUUCGGUCCCCGUGGGUUGCCGGCCCAAGGUGAUGCUGCAGCUUUCCGUGGGAAGCGCUGUGCAGGACACAGGCCUCGCCGAGCCCAGAGGACAGCUCUGGUGGUGCAGACACACUCUCCCUUUCACAGCCUCUGGGCUGCGCAGACUGAGCUUGUUUCAGUAAAGUGCUCUCUCUCGCA